AUGGGGACAAAUUCCACGGGUGGGCGGCUUUACUUGCCCCGCAGUGUUUCCAAUCAGUCACAACCACCUGCUCCACCAUCCGCUUCAUUUUUGCAUCUUCCGCCACCACCAACAGUAUCGACUGGUGUCGGUGGCGGGCUUAUGUCUGGCCAGCAAGGCCAACGCCGUGUAGCCGGUCCUCUAGUGCCUGGCGGACCUACUGGUUGUUCUACUCGUUUUCCUGGGCCUAGCGCAACCGGAACUUCAGUUGUCACCAGCGGUCUGUCCUACCACCACCCACAUGCUCCUGGUCAGCAUGGCCAGCGGCAGGGAAAUGCCACUUCACUUAAUGGUCCAAGCUACCACCCUCCACUGACUCCACAUAUGAUGGGUCCUCCACCCCCGCCUGGUUUCUUACCCGGCCCUCCACCUCAUCUUCUCGGUGGACCUAGAGCCCCAGGUUCUGCGCUCCCGCAGGGUCCCGCAUCAGGCCCGGCGCCAGGCAGUCUCUUUGGCUUUCCAGGCGGGCCAAGCAAGGCUAUUGCUCCUAUUGGCCCCGGGGGGUUGGGAAAGGCAAGUAAGGAGGCUCAUCACCAUCAUCACCAUCCGCCACCGCCACCACAUCCGCCUCAUCAUCAAGGACAUCCGACUCAACUGCAUCCACAACAUCCUGCUGCAAUGUCGGCAGCCGCAGCCGCUGCUCUUGCUCUGGUCGCUGCGCAUCAGCCACAUCCAUCUCAGCACCUCCCUGGGGGCCCUGGCCAUCUUCCUCGACUGCCUAGUUCUCAGUUGAGCGGACGCGGGCACCAUGGUCAGCCCCAUCAUCUAGCUCAAUCUCCUCAGGCACAGCAGCAGCAGUCGCCUUCUCAACAGAGUCAACAGCAGCAGGUCUCUGGCCAGCCGGCUAAUCCACAUCCCUUUCAUCCACACGCUCACCAUGCUCCCCAUCACUCAGCAGCUGCAGCAGCUGCUACUGCACUUAGCGCCAUGUCUCUAUCACACCUCAGGCAUCCUGGGCAGCACACGCAUCACCAGACGCAGCACCAUCCAACACAACAUCAUGCACAGCAUCAUCAUCAGAACCCUGGGCAUCACCAUCAGGUCCAUGCUCUGCCUGGUCAUCACUCCCACGCCGGCGGCUUGCUUUCUACUGCCCUCCCUGCUCUUUCAGGCGCGACCUCUGCAGUCAAUCCGCCAGAGCGAAGUAGAUUGUUAGAGGACUUUAGGUAUAUUUCUUGCAACGUUUUUUUAUUUUUCGAUUCUCUGACAUUGAUGUUUGUUCUAUCUUUUAUUCCACAACGUUUUUAA
Messenger RNA from Protopolystoma xenopodis, 1287 nucleotides. The record is from the annotation of a GenBank genome assembly. Lineage: Eukaryota; Metazoa; Platyhelminthes; Monogenea; Polystomatidea; Polystomatidae.